Messenger RNA from Pygocentrus nattereri (red-bellied piranha), 5941 nucleotides. RefSeq lists its product as uncharacterized. The record is from RefSeq and is a predicted model, not a curated record. Bases 209 to 5356 code for a protein of 1715 amino acids. Lineage: Eukaryota; Metazoa; Chordata; Actinopteri; Characiformes; Serrasalmidae. The transcript is spliced from 3 exons.
GUCGCGUGCGUGCGGGACAGCGGGAGUGAGGAGUGAGGAGUGAGCUGUGAGCUGAGGAGCUGAGGAGCUGAGGAGCUGCAGCGUCCCAAGCACGAGUUCUGGAUAAGACAAUGACUGAACAAACACAUUCAAGUUUUCUAUCCACACAAAGACGUGAACCAUCAGUGCAUUUCUAAAGGAAGGGGACAGACUGAGAUCAGCAGCCACAAUGCAAGUUUACACCACGACCCCGCCAACUGUCCAAAGGAGCAAUCUACGUACUCCACAGCAGACUCCCUGCAGCAGACAGCCUGGCCCUACAUCACAGAGUGGAUAUUGUACACAGAGUGUACAACAAAGGACAUUAAACCAAUGGAAUGCCCCUCAAUUUGUCGGAUUAAACAAUGGACAAUCUUUCAGCUCUUCUGUCCAGCCUCAUUCAAGUUCAGCUCGUUUGCAGUCAAGUCCUGUGAGCAGGAAUGAUCUACCUGGUCCACAACAGACUCUCAGUAGCGAGGGGCCUGGCCCUACAUCACAGACUACAUAUUACAAUGUGCAACAAAAUACAUUAAUCCACUCAAAUAAUAAUCAAUCUCUUUGCUUAAGAAAUGGACAGUCUUCCCAGCCUAAUUCAGGCUUGCAGUCAAACCAAACUCCUCCGUUUCAGAUCACUGGCCCUCGGAGUCAGUUGCUUUAUAGUUCAGCUUCUUUAAAAGGUCCUUGUCCAAAUGUUACUGUACAAUUUCAACAGUCACCAGCUGCUCAUGUCAAAGUCCCUACUGUAAGCUAUCAUUCCCAGUUAUCACAUACAAAUACCACUUCUCAGGGCUGUAAUAAUAUACCCCCCAUUCAGAAUGUUAGUUGGUUUCCUUCUGUUUCUAGCAGUGGAAGCUCUGUAUUAGAGAAUAACCAGGCGCAAGCUUCUGUUCCAUCAAGGCAUCACCCUUCAAGUGUGCAGUAUAACAGAAUGCAAAUCAUGCACCAACCUGCAGCCCAGCCUCAACAAACAUCCCUAAGUGUUCAGCUCAGUCAGACAGCUCAGAGAAUUCAGGUGAACCAAGGUCAAAUAAGAGCAAUAAGAAAUGGUACAUCAUACAGCUCUACUGCACAGUCCUCUGCUGCAGCACAAGCGCCCAUCGUGCCAUCUCUGCUCCCAUCUUACGGAGAUCAUCAUACUAUUAGUAGUCGGGGCCAGUCACAGCACAACGUAAAUCAGGUUCAAAAUUCAUCAUGCAGAACACAGAACGUCAGUCACAGCUGGGUAAAACAAGGUCAAAGUGGAGCGACGGGUUUCGUAAUUCAGAGCCAACCAGGACAGACAGUAAAUCAAAGCUCAUCAGUUAGCCUGCCUCAGCCGCAGGUUUUUGGAGACAUUCUUAAAGAGGUGCGAAAGAUGCAAGCAGUGCAGCGCAACACCACUGUACCGAUUUCUGGCCAUCACAGCACAGCAAGCCUUCCUUCAUUUCAAGCCUGUCAGUGCAACGCAGAGCCACAAGGUCUACAGGAAAACAUCACAAUGGCUAUGUUGACUAGGACCUCCCAGGACAUAACAUCUCCUACUUUUCCUGCUAGUCAAGCACAGCUUCCCACCUUUUCUAGACCUAACAAAUAUUCUAAAGAAACUCUGUUGAGUUUUCUGCUACAGCGGGAUCAUGGACAAGUUCAAAGUCAAAGCAACAGUCCUCUGUCCUGCUCCAGUAGCAGCUUUAGAGCUCAAGUUUUUGAAAGUAGAGGUGGACGCCAGCAGACAGCAAGUCCUACUACCAGUGUGGCAGACUACCCUCAGACACCAGCAUCUAUCUUGCACAAUAGCAUUCCUUCAAACCCAAGCAAAAGAGUAAUCCAGAGGGUUGGACCAGCACCCCCCAAAGAUGUAGAAAGAGCAGUAGAGGGGAAACAGUCCAGCAGAUUACAGACUGAGAGGAGUGAUAAGAGACCUAGAGAGGUGGAGCACUGUACAGAACCAGCUGAGUGUCUGGAGCUGGUAAUGGCACUGCAGAAAGCUGUUCGGCAGUUCCACAGAGCAGUUGCAAUAGUUCCACCCAUUUCUCAUCAAGCUGAUCCUGGGGAGAAGGAGGAUGGCCCCCAAAGUGCUGAUGACAGCCUGCCACUCAAGAUUAAUGCUGUCUGGAGUCUUGAUAAGGACGGUGAAAGCUUGGAGAAGGAGAUAAUUGCACCAAGUCUGCCUGAAGAGAUCAGCAAAGAGCCACUUGAGUUGUCUUCUGUAAAAAUACCUCAGACACAGGAGGCUAUCAAGCAGGGAAACAGAUCUACGGUCAACAUUGAAAGCUGUACUCCAUCUGAAACUCAAAGCUUUGAGGUUCCCCAGGCUGAAAAUAGACCUACAUCAAAGUCCCCAAGCUCUAACACUUCUCAAGCACCUUUCUGCUGUAUUGACUUAAGUGAAAGUCCAGUACAACAAAGUGUCCAAAAUGAGUCUCAUUCAGUCUUUGCUACAUUUGAUCUGUCCUCAGUUCCAGUAACUGCUUUUACGCUGGAGAAACUACGACACUUAGUGAAGUCCUUAGAGGACUCAUCAGCAGAGAAAGAAAAGGAGACGGCUACGGACCUUAGAAAGUCUGUCCUUGCUCUCUACUGGGAUGGAGAUGUGAGAAACAUACUAAAAGAAAGACAAGACGCACAGUGGCUAAAUACUAUAAAUGAAAUGUGCAUUACAGAAGAGCAGACAGAAGUAUUACAGUCCCUUGAACCUGAAAACUUAAAAAGACUGUCAUGUCAUUAUCAAGUUUUGGAAAAUGAAAUCACCUUUUCAGAUCAGUUCAGGUCAUCAUGGCUGAAUGUUGAUGGAAGUCCAGCUGAUAUAGACAAAGUUCUUGCAGAACCUGUUUCAGAAUAUGACUUCACAUGGUGCAAGGAUUCUUUGCAGUCAGUGCUUGAUAGCACUAUGAAUCCUGACAACGGUCUUGUCCAGACUGGUGGAAAGGAGGAAGACCAAGCUUUGUCCACCCAAAAGGAAUCAUCUGAGACUACAUCAAGUAACAUUGCUGUGAAUCCUGAACACGCUCUUGUUGAGGUUGGUGGAAAUGAUGAUUCUGAGGACCUGCUUGCAUCCACUCAAAAGGGAUCAUCAGAGACUACAGCAGAUAAUGCUACUAAACAGAAUGUAAUUUCAGACAGUGGCCUCUCGGAGCCUGAAUGUGUAGCAGCUAAUUUCCAGAAUAAUGCAGUUGUGCUUAAAAAGCCAGUGAACAUAUCAUUAAAGAACCAAGAACACAUCCAACUAAACUGUAAGACAAAUCCUUGCUUGCAAAAUGUAAAUAGGAAUUCUGCAGAUUCAGCAGAAGGCAAAAAAUAUGCAUCUUGCAUCUCUAAUACUAGUCAAGAGCCUCUUUCCACCCGUUCUGGACCUAUUGAUUAUACUCAAGUUACUCUGUUGGACUUGCUGCUACAGAAUAACUGUGGACAAGUUGACGGUCAAGGCAACAGUUACCUGUCCUGCACUAAAACCAGUUUUAGAGCUCAAGCUGAGAGCAGGGGUGGAUACCAGCAAGCAGCAAGCCCUACCACCAGCGUGGCAGACUACUCUCAGGCACAAGCAUCUGUCUCACACAAUAGCACUCCUUCAAACCCAAGCAAAGGAGAAAUCCAGAGAGUUGGACCAGCAACCCCCAAAGGAAUGAGUGAAAAUACAAAUCCUGCAGAUUUCAUGCAUUCAGCUGUGAAACAAAGUGCACUGAGUGAGAAUGAGAGAAAUGAAUACCAAAAAUAUCUCCAAGACACUAGAAGGGAUAUGUUCUCACCACCUGUGAGCCCAAAGUCAAAUCAAAAUAUUAUUGAGCAAAAAAACAGAAAAGACGAUGAGCAAAUGUGUGCAGAAUUGCCUGUCCCUCCAUCACAUCUAAACGGUUCAGAUCAACAUGUAGAAAAUUAUGGCAGCACUUGUGAGAGAGAAGAUGUUUCCAAUGCAAGUUCCCCCAAUGACUCCCUAUUGAUGGACAUCAUAGUUCUUUCUUCUGAUGAUGUUACAACAAUCUUCAAGUGCAACAAGCAGAAUGAGGCCCCUCCGGAUGAUUCAAAGUUGUUUGCCAUGCUUCCUCUCACUCAGCCAAACGACCUAUAUGGAAGGGCAGUGAUACCACCCAGUCAUGUAAGAUUUACCUGUCCUCAUGUGACGGACAUAAUCUCUGACGAUGGCCAUUUCUGCUCCAAGUGUUGGGACGAGACACCAUUGCUUGAUAUAGACCUGGAAGAAGCUCUGUUGAGCCCAGAGGAGGGUGGACCUAAUAUCACAAGCAGCCCUAUUAGACCAGUUGAAACACAGUUGAAACGACUUGAACUAACUCAACCAACAUGUUCAGACAAUGCCAGGAUAACUGAGUCAGUCCUAGUCGCCCCAGAGGUUGAUGACUCUGAAAUCAUUAGAGCCCCAGCCAAACCAGGUGUUGAGAGACAAAGCCCUAGUCCGCAGUCUGGCAACCUACCAGUUCAAGAAUUAUUUGAGCCUGCAGUGAGUUCAAAGCCAGUUCUAGAGGAGAUCUGUGGGGUUGAGAGUUCAGCCAGAGCAGAGUUGCCCUCGGCCAUCGCACACUCAGAAAAGACAAAGUCAUCCCAAACCAACAUAUUAGUAAAAAGACUUUCUUCAUCAAAGUACCUGUCACAUAAAAAGCGCAAACUCUCCAAAGCUCUGGCAGUGGCUGCAGACGAUGAUCUGUUCAGCCAUGAUGUGAUGAAAGCUGGUGCCCAUAAACAGCAGUCAGGUGUUCACAGUUUUACCUCUAGUGGUGAUGGCCAGAAUUCUGGAUAUGAAAGGAAUAAAAAAGUCAGGGGAGAAGAAAAACGCACUCCGAUCAAGAUCGUAAUUCAAACCAUUAAACAUUCCACUCAGACUGAAACAGUUGGAAAGGCACCUUUUAAGCUUCAAGUAUCAAAUGCUUUUGAGCCUCAUCAGCCCAAGAACAUAAUACCUCAGAAGCUAGAGGGAACAAUAUGUUCUCCACAGUCAGGUUCUGCUGAAAUUCAACACCCAAAGCAUGGCUUAACAAAACAAGCUGGACAAAAGAAAAGCGUAAAGAAUGUGAAAUUUUUGUUGUAUGGGACCAAGAAUAGUAAUAGAGAUUUUCUUCACAAAUGCCAUGAUGGAGGAAUGUCUUCCUCAGCUCCUGUUUACAUCUCUGUUUCUGCUGCUACUCAUGCUGGCAUGAGCUACACGGAUGUGCCUUCAGCAAAGCAAAAGGUCUACAGUCAGUGGAGCAGUUCGUUUGUGCAAAAACAAAAUACUUUCUCACGUAGGAAAUACCAAAAGAAGUUUGAGCGUGAGCUCAAGAACAGAAUAGAAAUACAGAAACAAAUAAUGAGAGAGAGAGCCAUGUACAAACCUGGGAGGGGGGGAGCAGCUGACAAAGGGCCUGAAGCAUAAAGGGGACAAAGAUACAACACAUGAACCCAAAAAGUUGAAGACCACCAUUAUUGGGGAUUAUUUUAAUUGAGUGUAAUUUGCAACAGUAUUCUGUUGGUAAACUUGGUACAUUGAUCACCUUGUGAGACAAUAAGUUUGUACCAUUUGUCAGAAUUAAACUGAGAUGCUUUGGCAGUUUCCCCCGCGACCCGAACCCUGGAGAAGCGGAAGAUGAUGGAUGGAUGGAUGGCUUUUGGCAGUUGUACGUGUUGACCAAUAAGGUCCCUCUAAAUACUCUAAUUGGAGCUUCAGGGCUAAUGUCAGCUGAUCCCACAUGCCGUACUCUCGGGAGCUUCAGUGACUGUAGUGGCUAAUAGGAAGAGGCCAGGAUGGACAGGACCAUGUUCUCUUUCCAGUUGCUGUAGCAUUUUUACUGUACUUCAGGAGGUUGUUGUUAAGUUUGUAUAUAUUUGUACUGUGCUUUGUUGAAUAGCAUUGAGUGCAUUUCUCUUUUUAUAAAGUUUACACUUUUUGCUGCUUUGUUAUUGAUGUGGUGCUGUAGAUUUGUGUAUUUUUUAUAAUACAGUUUUUGCAUUUUUACAGAAA